Sporothrix brasiliensis 5110 is the source of this 2490-nucleotide messenger RNA. Its product is annotated as elmo ced-12 family protein. Gene Ontology annotation, biological process: actin filament organization; cell motility. The record is from RefSeq and is a predicted model, not a curated record. Bases 1 to 2490 code for a protein of 829 amino acids. The transcript has a single exon. Gene Ontology annotation, cellular component: plasma membrane. NCBI's taxonomy places the organism in Eukaryota, Fungi, Ascomycota, Sordariomycetes, Ophiostomatales, Ophiostomataceae.
AUGGACCAGGCGGACAUACCUGCGCUGCUUUCGCGGCUGGCAAGCGACGAGGAUGCCGCGCGCAAGAUGGCCGUCUUCAAGCUGCAAUCGUCCAUCAACGACCCGGCUUUUGCGGACGUCUUCAUAUCCUCGGGUGGUCUCAUCAUCCUGCGCCGCCUCAUCAUGGCCACCGGCGGCAACACACUCGCAUACUCGCUGCAGUCGCUCAGCCGGUUGCUCGAGGUCGACAUGGGCUGGGAUAUUUUCGAGGGCCCGGCGGCCAGCGACCUGGUGGAGCGUGUGGUCGAGCUGAUUGUCACGAACCCGCUCGUCAACAUUCUGCGGGGCGCCAUGAGCAUCCUGGUGGCUCUUGUCAGCCACAGUCAGUCGUCCACGGCGCGUGGCAUCGGUGUCGGGAUUGGUGCAGGCUCUGCCUCGGCUGCUCUGCGCACGAGUCCGCCCGCCAGCUUUGGGUUCCGGGCCCUCAAGCCGGCUGUUGCUGUCUACCCGCAGUUCUUUGAGCUCGUCAUCCAGCAGCUGCAGUCGGCCGACCACGCCCUCUGUGCCAACGCGCUCAUGCUUGUCAACGCGCUCAUCCGCGAUGCUGUGUCCAGCGACCCCGCGUCUGUGGCAACAGCCACAGCGGCAGCGGCAGCAGGGCCAACAACAACAGCAGCGGCGGCGGCCGCGGCGCCAGCCGCGACAACCCCAGCGACACCGGGCCCGUCUCCGGCAGCAAACGGAGUCACGAGCCCCAAGUUGGGGAGUGGUGGCGGUGGUGGUGGUGGUGGAGGUGGUGCAGGCGCAGCAAGCGAAGACUGGUCCAAGCUGAUCAAGCGGCUGCAGGACCUGGGCCUGAUCAAGGCCGUCUAUAACCUGAUGCAAAGCUCGGCGCUGCAGGACCUCGCACACCCGCUGUUGGAGUUCCAGUCACUCACCAAAGUGCUUCUGCGGAAAUGGAAGGAGGUGCGGAUCGACCUCGAGCGACCCGAGCACCGGCGUGCACUCAAGGGCCUUCACCUGGCGAGCGCCCCCGACCGGCACCACGCGGGUGCCAAUGGAGCCUCCGGUGCAGCAGCAGACACAAAGGGCAGCCGGCGACACAACCCGGAGAAAUGGCGGCGGCUGGGCUUCGAGACAGAGAGCCCGGCGUCCGAGUUUGAUACGAGCGGCUUUCUCGGCAUGAUGGAUCUGACCGACUAUGUGCGCAAGAACGAAGACGGCUUCCAGAAGCUGCUGCUGGAGCAGUCGGCGUGGCCGUUGAGUGGGCGCUGCCCCGUGGCGCGCGCGAGUCUGGCGGUGACCAUGACGCUGUACGAGCAUUUCGAGGUCGACCGGUCAGACGUCGAGGACCUGAGCAAAGACCUGCAGGGCUACUACCAGAGCUUGGACGGCGCAGGCGUCGACAGCAAGGAUGCCGAUCGGAUCUUCCGUCCACUGCUGCUGCAGUGGUCGCGCCUGCACACGGCGGGCCUGCAGGCAUUCUUCCGGCUGUGGAAGGCGACCGGCGCCGAGCGUGACGAUUUCGAAAAGGUGGCCGAGCUGGUGCGCAUCCUGAUUGAGCAGGUUGUCGGCCAAGCCGGGCGCACCAAGGACGUGGCUGAGGUCGAGGAGGAGCUGCAGGAGCACGACUGCGGGCGGCUUCGCGAGCUGCAGAUGGGCCUCUUGGAGCUUUCGUUCGAGGACCAGUGGGGCACGCACCUCUUCCAGGUGCGGGACGAGCUGCGCAUGGAGGCGCUGCAGUUUGUCAAGGAGCAGCGCAUCCGCUGUCUGCUGCAGGGCUCGUGGUUUGCGCGGCCGGUGCCGAAGCGCGACCGUGAGCACCUGCACCAGCAGUCUCUCUCGCAGAGCGGUGGGAUCCAGUCGCCGCCGCAGACGGGCCACGCACAGAAGCGGCGGCUGUACGAGCCCAAGGCCUGGCGUUUCGCCAAACUGUCGCACAACCGGCGGUACCUGCACUACGCCGACUUCCCGCUGCAGACGCCGCAGGACCCGGGCCUGGAUGCCUUGACCGAGAAGAUCGACCUCAGCACCAUCAGUUCGGUGGUGUCCAAUGUGUCCGCGACAAACGAGGACGGCGUCAGCGAGAUUGGCAGUGGCGGUGCGCUGUCCGGCGCGCGGUCCACGACGACCAAGAUUACAGUCUAUGCGUUUGAGAGCCCCGACGAAGCGGCCAAGGCGGGCAACAGCAGCAAUGGCGCGAACGGCGCGGCGGCGGACAACAGCAACGCGGACGCGUCUGGCGCCGCGACGCGCGAAGUGGCCAUCCUGACACUGCACCCAGUCAACCACUCGCUGGCGUCGGAGUGGCUCGACGGCCUGUUGAUGCUGCUGAACCAGGCGCCCAUCACGGCCGAGACGAAUAAGCUGGUGUCGCUUGUCAGCGACUAUGGACUCAAGAUCCGGCUGCUCAACGUGCGGCAAGAGGCUGCCUAUGCAGGGCCACCACCCGGCGCCGGUGCUGUGCCGAGCCGCGAGGGUCUCAACGACGACUACUUUUACGAGAUUUGA